Naegleria gruberi is the source of this 1212-nucleotide messenger RNA. RefSeq lists its product as uncharacterized. The record is from RefSeq and is a predicted model, not a curated record. The transcript has a single exon. NCBI's taxonomy places the organism in Eukaryota, Heterolobosea, Eutetramitea, Acrasida, Naegleriidae. Bases 1 to 1212 code for a protein of 403 amino acids. Gene Ontology annotation, molecular function: protein binding.
AUGGAAACUUGCGAAAAUCAUCACAAAAAAAUGAAUCAACUUCCCGAAGAUUUGAUCUUUUCAAUUUUUCUCUAUUGUCCCAAGACUAGUGAUGUAGCAAAUUUGCUACAAUUGAAUAGACAUUGGUUGGGUGUGGCAAGAUAUGAAGCCUUGUGGCGGAUGAGGUUUGCAUUCCAUUUAUCGGAUAGAAUUAAGAGUGAGGAGGAAAGAUUGGCCGAUAAUCAACAAGCCUUGUCAACUUCUAGAUCAAAGGGAACAAUUAGAAAAUUAAAAUUACUUGCAAAGAGUCAUGUUGAUGAGGCUGAAAAAUUGUACACCAGAGAGAAGGUUUGUGAACACGGAGGAGAUGAUGAUAGAGAACAAGGUAUUGAUUUUUAUACUGGAUUCCGUUUCUAUACAAUCUUUAAAAAGGAAAUUGAAGGUUUAAGAAUUGGAAAAAUGACUGAGAAACUGAUGGAGCUCAUAUCUUGUAAUUAUGAAAGGACUAAUUAUGCAGUUAAUGAUGAGAAUAUUUUGACUGAUGAAAACCCAUUGAAAAAGAAAUGGAAACGGUUUAUUGACUUUGUUGAUUCCAAUUUGGUGCCAGACUCAGAGUCUGCUAUCACAGAUCAAUAUUACAUGUUACAAAAAAAUUGUACAGCUCAGUUUGCAACCAAAUUUGAGGCAGAUUUAUCCUCAAUGAUGAAAAAAUUGAGAAAGUAUUUUUUCAAACUUUCAAAACCUAAAGAAGAACUCUAUCAAGAAUUUAACAAUGCAGUUGCAAAUAUUUUGGAGCCAGUGAGGAUACUGACAGACACCUCAAAAUACAAGUAUCCUAUUGAUGCUUACAAAUGCCUUCCUGUAGCUGUUGAAUCUAUGAAUUUUGAUUUGGUACACUCACUUCUCGUUUCCAUCAAGGAUGAUUGUAAAAGAACUGAUUCUGAAAGACAAUAUCGUGACAUUUCUGUGAAGAACGGAGAUGCACUUGAUUUUUGCAAAAAAUUAAUGACGUCAUUUAUGAACAAAUCCUAUCCAGUGGAAAAUAUUAUGUAUUUCUUGAAUAGUAUGGUUGUGAUUUUUCCAUCCUUGAUGCAUGAAUUGAGGAAUAAGAACCAUGCCAAGUUUAAAUGUGAUGAAGAUUUAUUGGCCAACUCAAUAAUUGAUUGUAGAAAUUACUAUACAGGUAUGGAACUUUCUAUGGAGCUCUUCGAGAAGGCAAUUAGAGGUAUGUAG